AGAAAGCCAUUUUCGUUGUUUUGAACUCUUUCGCUUACUAGAGAGCAUCUCGCUUGCGAGCUGUUAAAACAACUACUAAAACUAGCUUCAAACUUCAUCAAGACUUUGACUUCGUUUGAAUUUACUUAUCAUCGGGAAGGAGAAUUACUGCUAUUAGUUUUAUCGCUUUUUCUACUUGUAACAAAAAGACCUUGUUUACUACUGCUGCUACUACUAGCACAACGUUUGUAUCUUCCUACAUCAACGUGUAUAAAGAGGAAAAAAAUGAAGACUGCUUGUACUUUGUUGCUCGCCACAACCACUUGUGGCUUGGCACUUCCGAGCUCGACCGCGAUGCCUCCGUACGAGCAAGUCGAAAAGGGUUGGGUUCAAUCGAAGGAGACCUACUCGUCUAUGUUUCUUAAUGGCACUUUGCUCACCAAUGACCAAGUCAAGGGCGUCGUCGAUAACCGCAGUGGUCGCAUGCACCAAGACUCGUGGGUUGCUGCUGUAAAAAAUGCUUUGCAGGUUGACGAGGUGAGGGCGUCUGUGAACAGCAUGGUGAGUGCUAGCGAGGUGUGCAAAGAAAACGGAGGUGUCGACUGCUUCAAGAAGGGGUUUGUGAGCGCUAUCGCAGACAAAGUCGGAGCGCCGUCGGUGGAAACGGAUUGGUUCAAGGGCACUAUCACCGAAGAGCUCACUGAGAAGGCCACGCCUGUGGUAUAACCUAAUAUUUUUUAUACAGCUCUUUAUUUCUGAGGAGUAAAAAAGACGAUAUCUAUGUGAUUCUAUGUGAUCGCGAUUUCAUCUUUUUACCGCUGUACUCAACAAAACCUCCAGGUGUUGCAGUUGGUUAAGUUCAUGGGCACCAAUGGUAUGCUCCCCUUGCUCGAGAGCGUCCAAAAGAUGGACGUUGCCGCCAUGCGCAAGCACGGCUUGGGUCACCUUUUGACCCAGAUGCACGAACUCGCAAAGAGUCCGAUUGCUCCGAUCUUGCUGAAGCACGUCAAGGAAGAGAUUUUCGGUUCCUCCAGCACUCAGGGAUGGAAGAAGAUCUGGCAUGCGGCAAAGGUGUUGUUCAAGGCAACAAAGGACCAUAAUGACCCUCAAGUUGGUAUUUUCGGAAAGAUGCUGACCGCGCGCGUUGAACAACACGCUGGAACGACGGGAGGGGCCCCGGGAGCUGCUGUCAAGGGAAAUGAUCAAGUCACCCUCACAAUCGACGGAGCAACCAAUGAAGUCCAAGACAUGGUCGCAGUGCCUAAGAGCGAUUAUGGUGCUACUUCGUACGCAGAGGCUUGGAACGCUCUGGAGAAAAAAAUCACCGAAGAUAACUUCGGACGUGCCCUAGGGCAACAGGACGUCCCCCACGACAACCGUGGAUACUUUUUGGAGUUGGUCGACUUGGUUGAACGCGUUGUGUCUCAGAACUUGAGCAUUUUCGAGGAUAUCUUCGAUCGAGAAUUUGCAUUGAAGGUGCAGGAGGUUGCUCAGCUCUUCGCUAAGAAUGCCAAGAGCAUGCUGUAUGCCCAGACUGAGAAUUCUACUCCCCAGUAUACCAUCUACGUUCUUUCGAACAGCAAGUUGCACCAGAUGCGUACCUCUUUCCUCGAAGCCACCUUUUCUUCUCUCUUCCGCUUCGACGAGACAUCCACCUUCGCUCUCUUGCGUUUGUUGAAACUGAAGGAGUCUGCUGCUGUGCUCCGAUUGAUCGUCAAGGAGCUGCUUUUUUCGGAGAACCAGAUGGAUUACCUCGUUGACGCUAUGCAUCACGUUACGUAUAAAAUGACGCAGUUUAUGUUGGCGGAACGUGCAAAUGACGCCAAUAUUCGCAACAUGCACAAAGAGAUGGACUCCGUGCUUAAAAACGCCUGGGAAGGUGCAUUCCGUGCUGCCAUUGUCCCUUUGAACGCCCAAGGCGUCCCGAGCGUUCGUACCAGAAUCCCGCACACAGUGGGUGACGAUAUGGGCUUGGAAACUGGCAUUGUGGCAAUUGCAGAACAGCGUGCUCGCGCCGCAGCUGAUCGCACGGCUGAGUGGGCACGAGAGGCAGAGGAAGAGAGACGAUCGCGAAUUACGCCGGAAGCUCUGGACCUCCGUGGUGCACCAAGUGGCCGACAGGUGGACGUGCGUGGCAAAUCUAUCAAGCUUCCGGGUGGUCUUUGGUACCAAGAAGCUGAUGGAAGCGAAAUCACUCUAACGGCAGGGGAAGGGAAACUCCUUGAUCGUCCUGAGGCGGAGCGUCAGUUUGUAGAUGCCCAUAAGGGUCACUUGUUGAAGACUUUGAUGAGGAUGUACGCUUUGCAGGCGGAGAGCUUCUUUGGUGUUUUCACCACUGAAGAUGGUGCUAAGGCGGUGAAAAAGCUCAAAGAAUUGGUCUUCGACCAAUUGAACCGCAACAAGCUGUUUGAAGGGGGUUUUUUGGCGGCGAUAAAAAAGAAUCUCACGCGCAUGUUCAACGCUGUUCGCAACCACUCUAUCCGCAACAAUUUGGUCAUCUUCCGCAUCAACGGAGAGCCAACUACCCUCUUGGUGCGCGAACUUCGCAAGGUGCGUUUUUUUGUCCCGCUUGAAGGUGAAAUCGUUGCGAUCACUGAGGAACCGGCGAAAGACGAGCCCGUUGCUCCGAUCGCCGACCCUGCUCCACCAGCCAACGAUGAAGGUCUUGCAGGUUGGCAAAUCGCUUUGAUUGUGGUGCUUCCGACUUUGGCUGUCCUCGCGGCAGCUAUUGGAAUCUACUUCUACUGCAAGAGUAAGAAGCACGACAAGGGUGCUGCUGCUCAAGAUAAGGCCGCUGAUGCUGCUGCUGCUCAAGAUAACUUCUGGAGCAGUGACUCUGAUGAAGAAGGCCUCUUGCAGGAUGACGAGGUGAUCUAAGAUCAUGAUGGGAAAACUCCAACCCUUGCAGGAAGUUGAUGAAAAGAUGACACUUGAAAGAAGCCUGCUUCAAUAGAAGGAGGUAAGAAUAACCAGGAAAACUCCAACCCUUGCAGGAAGUUGAUGGAGAGGUGACACUUGAAAGAGGCUUGAUCUUCCUGAUGAGUAAGGCGAAGAGGUCUGGCGGAUCUUCUUGGCCCGAUGCAAAGGGAAAAGAAGCGAGGAGUAGACAAAAACGUGAAGGAGCAAACAACUAAUUCAUCUUCUAUACCCCAUGAAUGGGCACACUACUACUACUACUACUACUACUACAACCUCGAGUUAUCUGUAACGAUUUUUUUAAAUGAUCAUGUUAGUUCCUUGUCCACCAAAUUUACAACAAGAUGAAGAUGUUUAAUUACAAGCUAAUAAAGAAGUAUUAAGUAAGAAGAAUGAACAAAAAAGAGGAGUAAAACCAUAUACUAGCGGCACUAAAGGAGAUGGUGAUGUCGUCCUCUAGGAAAUUUUUGGUGUUUUGGGAGAUACGAUAAAGUGCCUACUGCUAGAAGGUGUGAUGAUCGAUGAUGUUGAUGUAAGCUCAUAAACUUCUAGGGAACUACGAGCACACUAGAAGUGCCUCGAGGAUGGUCUGGCAUCAUGGGUUAGACACCAUCCACGCAUGAUGAUCGUGACUAGGAGUCGGGCUGUGCAAUACGAUCCCUACUUUGGUUCGGGUGCUACAUGUCAUAAUCAUUACGUGCAUCUACAUCACUAGCACUUGAUGUACUGAUGAGAUGAAGGUUGUACUGAUGUACUGACUUGUUGUAUUAAGGUGAACAGAUUAUGAAAGGACGAACUAUAUCUUCUGUAUAGGGCCAGCAAGUUGUAAUCUACAGCUAAGGGAUGGUCCUACUAAUGAAUUGCAAGUAGACUUGAAGGUCUAAGAAUACACUACGAGAAGGAACUAGAACUCCCGACUAAUGAAUUGCAGCAAGUGCUAACUACCUAGUACUAACUACUUCCCAUCUACAGGAACCCGAACCGGCAGACCUAUCUACAUAGACGGAAGAAGAAUACACGCUUUUUAGUAGAGGAACUUAGAGGAUGAGCUUUCUUCUGGCAAAGUGGAAAUAGAAUGAAAGAUAGAUGGACUUGAAUGCCAGAAAGAUAGAUGAACUUGGGGGAUUAUCUUCUCGCAAAGUGGAAAUAGAAUGAUCAUUGGCGACUAUGACUGACUGAGACGUAACUUUUCCUCCAAUUCUACGGUAGCAACCAUCAUGAGACUUGUUGCUGAUACAACUACACGUGAUGACCUAGAAGCCGAAGAAACAAGUUGACGCUCGUGGUCUUCGACGUAAAUACUCUUUGAGGUGUCGUCGUUGAACAAAGGAAUGCUUCAACUUCCUCUGUGCGGUCCAAAGGCUUGAAGAAAAGACUCGAAGCAAAAUCUUCAUCAGCAUCCUUUUUGGAACGCCAAGUUGGUCAUAGUCAUUAGGAUCAUCACC
Molecule: messenger RNA, 4340 nt
Organism: Amoebophrya sp. A25
Lineage: Eukaryota; Dinophyceae; Syndiniales; Amoebophryaceae
Source: the annotation of a GenBank genome assembly